Cuscuta epithymum is the source of this 1230-nucleotide messenger RNA. NCBI's taxonomy places the organism in Eukaryota, Viridiplantae, Streptophyta, Magnoliopsida, Solanales, Convolvulaceae. The record is from the annotation of a GenBank genome assembly.
GUCAUUUUAAUGUAUUAGUCAUCUUGUUCUUGACAGUGGCCAGCGGAAAUGGAGUUCACCUGUUCCGUUGCGUCUCUGAGUCCGUGCUUUGCUUCUCGAAACUCCGCCAGCAGGCCGCUUACGGUUUUUCUUGAUAGUGAUUUUCAUUUCGAAGAAGAAGAAAAUGCUCGCUUAUGUUAGCUUAAAUUUCCUUCCUUUCAUUAGAGACUGCUUAUUGUCGAAGUUGGGACUAUUUUUUGAUCGCUGCUUUAUUGUUCUUAGUUAAACCCUCCUAGAAUUUUAGUGUUGAAGUCUUGAAGAAAUUUUCUGUUUGGAAAUGAAUGGGGUUUGUUCUUUCCAAAAGUAAGGUUGAAAUCAUCCCUUGUUCAAUCUGUUGUUGCUGAUACUGCUAAAUCACUAAGCAUCUCUGCUAAAGAACACAAUCCAUGUUUUGAAGAAUCUAUACCUACUACUACUGCCUACAAAGCUGAUGCAAAAGAGGAAUAUGUCAGAAAGGACACUGUUGAAGGCGUUGGUGUGAAUGAUAUGAUCCGAGUUUGUGACAAGUUAAUUGAGGUCUUUAUGGUAGACAAACCGACUCCAACUGAUUGGAAGAGGUUAAUAGCAUUUAGCAGGGAAUGGACCAAUAUCAGACCUCACUUUUAUGAACGCUGCCUGGAGCGAGCUGACAAAGAGAGUGAUUUUGAGAUGAAACACAAGCUACUUCGGCUCUCAAGGAAGCUGAAAGAGAUUGAUAAUGACAUUCAAAGACAUAAUGAACUUCUCAAGGCCAUAAGAAGUUCUCCUUGCGAGAUUAGUGAGAUUGAUUCUCGGCGUCGUAAAGAUUUUACCAAAGCGUUCUUCUUUCAUGUUAACACUCUAGCAGAGUCAUAUUAUGACAAUCCAGAAGAACAAAAUGGUAAGCUAUUUGUUGGUCUCAGUCUGAUGCCUAUCCAUUAUUGAUAAUUGUACUAGAAUCACCCUCCAAUUUGUAUUUGACUGUGCAUCUUACAGUUUUCCACCAACGUUCUGUGCCAUCUGAUGGAAGAUAGAUUACAGUACCACUGUUACCAGUCUUACCACAAUACUAGUAUCCAUUUAUCCACGCCACUCAGAAUUCUAAAAUCAGUUUUGACUUAGUAGUUAGUGGGUACUGGGUAAUGUAUAUAUACUUAUAGUUAUACUACAAGAAUAUGUACUUUUGAGUAGAUAUAUGUAAUUUCAAUAUGGAUUCCUGCUUAUUUUAUUUAC